Messenger RNA from Fonsecaea erecta, 840 nucleotides. RefSeq lists its product as hypothetical. Gene Ontology annotation, cellular component: proteasome core complex; proteasome core complex, alpha-subunit complex. The transcript has 5 exons. The record is from RefSeq and is a predicted model, not a curated record. Gene Ontology annotation, biological process: ubiquitin-dependent protein catabolic process. NCBI's taxonomy places the organism in Eukaryota, Fungi, Ascomycota, Eurotiomycetes, Chaetothyriales, Herpotrichiellaceae. Bases 1 to 840 code for a protein of 279 amino acids.
AUGGCAGACAGAUACUCGUUUUCCCUCACGACAUUCUCGCCCAGCGGCAAGCUUGUCCAGAUAGAAUAUGCUCUGAACGCAGUAAAUCAAGGUGUCACUUCGUUAGGCAUAAAAGCAACAAACGGUAUCGUCCUCGCGACUGAAAAGAAGUCGUCAUCACCUCUCAUCGAUCCCCCUUCCCUGUCGAAAGUGUCCCUCAUCACGCCCAACAUCGGCAUGGUCUACAGCGGCAUGGGCCCGGACUAUCGAGUGCUCGUCGACCGAGCCCGCAAAGUCUCGCACACGAACUACAAGCGCAUCUACAAUGAAUACCCCCCCACACGUAUAUUGGUGCAGGAUGUGGCCCGAGUGAUGCAGGAAGCGACACAGUCCGGUGGUGUGCGGCCCUACGGUGUGAGCCUGCUGAUAGCAGGAUGGGACGAUGGGAUCGAGCCAGAGACCCUCGCCGCAAAGGAAGGCGAGACCGAAGCAGAGGCCAAACUGGCAAGCAGGAAGACGGGCGGCAUCCUGAAGGGCGGCCCCAGCCUGUACCAGGUCGAUCCGAGUGGCAGCUAUUUCCCCUGGAAGGCCACCGCCAUUGGCAAGAGUGCGACGAGUGCAAAAACCUUCUUGGAGAAGCGAUACAACGACUCUCUGGAGCUGGAGGAUGCCAUUCACAUCGCGCUGCUAACACUCAAAGAAACCAUCGAGGGAGAGAUGAACGGCGAUACCGUCGAGAUAGGCAUCGUGGGCGAGCCUGCGAACCAUCUGCUCGGCUACGAGGGCGUCGAGGGCGCGGUGGGCCCGAGAUUCCGGAAACUCAGCAAAGAGGAGAUUGAAGACUAUCUGACGAAUCUGUAA